CCUCACUCCGGACAAUCUGACGUUUCUUGACGUGUCGAAGGGGAUGUCACUCACACAAUAGAAUCCCGGUCGAGGGGAAUCCAUAUAAGGCCCCUGGGGGCCACUGCAGCCUCAGUGUGUGCAGGACCACUACUGGAGAAAGUUGCAUGACUUGCUUCUGCUGGGACAGUCUGGACUAUUGGAAAUUGAUGUGCUGCUGAGUGUAUCGAAUAGGAAAUAUAGCUGAGCUUUCCAUACUUUGUUUUGUUUUGUUUUCCACAUCAAAACGUUCGAUGAAGCUUGUUGGAUCCCAGUCCCAAGACAUGGAAGAGCGUCUCUCCCCAUCCGCGCGCUUGGUUCGCAGUCCUGGAUCCCAAACGAGGAUCCACAGCAUUGAAUCCAUUUUGGGAUUUAAAGGAGAGAAUUUGUUCCACCCGGCGUUUUCCUAUGGAUCAGGAAAGCCAUCAGUCAAAGACACUGAGCACUUGCUGUCCCCCCAAAAGGACUCUAAGAACUCCAAGAACUUUGAAGGUGUCUGUAGAUCUGCUGUCAUGGUCAGUCCGGAUCCAGAUACGGAUGGCGGUAAAUUAUCGGAUGAUGAAAAUCCCAAGAAAAAGCACCGCCGGAACCGGACCACGUUCACCACAUUUCAGCUGCACGAGCUCGAGAGGGCGUUUGAGAAGUCGCAUUACCCUGACGUGUACAGCAGAGAGGAGCUCGCGCUCAAAGUUAACCUGCCAGAGGUUCGGGUACAGGUAUGGUUCCAAAACCGGCGUGCAAAGUGGCGACGUCAAGAGAAACUGGAGGUGAGCUCCAUCAAGCUGCAGGAGUCCUCCAUGCUGUCCAUCCCCAGAUCAGGGCCACUGUCUCUGGGUAGCGGUCUGCAGUUGGAGCCCUGGCUUACCGGACCCAUCUCUUCCUCCGGCUCUCCCCUGCAGUCCCUGCCCAGCUUCAUCACCCCUCAGCAGGGUGUUCCGGCCAGCUACACCCCUCCACAGUUCCUCAGCUCAUCCACGUUCAACCACCCUCUGCCCCAUAUCGGGGCGGUGUGCCCCCCUCCACCGGCCUAUCAGUGCUCGGGGUUUAUGGAUAAAUUUUCACUAGAAGAGGCAGACCCACGAAACACAAGUAUCGCCUCGCUAAGAAUGAAAGCUAAGGAACACAUCCAGUCUAUCGGGAAGACGUGGUAGACUGAGAAUCAUGCUGGACUGACUGAGACACUCAGAGACUUGUUCGCAUCUCCUUUAACUUUCCAAAUCAGACUCUGUUUGGUCCUGAAAGUGGUUUUCACAUCUGUUUGUCGUUCAUAAACCUCCCAGAGUUGUUCAUUGUACAUUACCGUUUUUUUUUUUUUUUUGAUUUUUUUUUUUUUUUUUAUCAAGAGUUCAAUAAAGCUUCCCUGCUAAUUCGCACAUAAUUCAACCAUUUUUGGACCAAAAAAGCAUUUAACGAUAGAAAUAAAUAUCGCUCAUAUAAUGUUUGCAUUAUAAAUGCAUGCAUUUAAUUUCACAGAAUCACAUUUGUCCCAUUUAAAAUAGCCAUCCAGUGCUAUAGGGUUUGUUCAUUGUAUUGUACAAAGCAGCUGGCCAAUUUCCAUGACGUUUUGUUGUAUGUUUUCACUGUACAGAUGAAUUUUGUAUUUUAUA
Messenger RNA from Rhinichthys klamathensis goyatoka, 1625 nucleotides. It is a transcript of the gene rax, whose product is annotated as retinal homeobox gene 3. Gene Ontology annotation, biological process: positive regulation of transcription by RNA polymerase II. The record is from RefSeq and is a predicted model, not a curated record. Gene Ontology annotation, molecular function: DNA-binding transcription factor activity, RNA polymerase II-specific; RNA polymerase II cis-regulatory region sequence-specific DNA binding. Lineage: Eukaryota; Metazoa; Chordata; Actinopteri; Cypriniformes; Leuciscidae. The transcript is spliced from 3 exons. The coding region runs from base 273 to 1169 and encodes 298 amino acids.